This is a messenger RNA of Neoarthrinium moseri, 1050 nucleotides long. RefSeq lists its product as uncharacterized. Lineage: Eukaryota; Fungi; Ascomycota; Sordariomycetes; Amphisphaeriales; Apiosporaceae. The coding region runs from base 1 to 1050 and encodes 349 amino acids. The record is from RefSeq and is a predicted model, not a curated record. The transcript has a single exon.
AUGUGUUCAAAGGGGCAGAAGGUGUUCAUUAUUGGCCCAGGAUUCAUCGGCUGGAACGUCUUGGACCUGCUAGUCAAGGAGGAAUACCGAGUCACGGGUUUUGUAAGAAAUAAAGAGCGCGAGGCGGAGAUCAAGGCUUCAGGGGCGGCGGAGGUGGUUAUUGGAAAUCUGCACGACAAGGAGCUCAUCAGCCAGACAACAGCUGAACAUGACAUUGUUAUCCACACGGCGACGGCAGACGACUUGCCCAGUGUUGAGGCCGUUUUAGAUGGUAUCCAGAAACGUGCUGAUAAGGGACUGAGUACCAUAUACAUCCAUACCUCUGGGACCUCAUUGCUGGACGAUGGCUGCCAUGGAAGUACAAAGUCAUCCAAAAUCUACUACGACAACGUCCGAGGAGACAUUGAGGCUCUCUCGGACGAUGCGCCGCACCGAGAGAUUGACCUUGCCAUCGUCAAGAAGCAGAAGCAGCUCGGCGACAAGGCCAAAAUCGCUAUCAUGAUCCCACCUCUAAUCUACGGCUUCAACCCGAACCACAAGCGCCUGACGAUCCAGAUUCCGACGCUGACGCGGUUCGCGCUCAAGCACGGCUACGCCGGGUACGUCGGCGAGGGACUGGCCGUCGAGUCCAACAUCCACGUCCUCGACCUGGCGCGCGCGUACCGCAUGCUGCUGCACCACCUGGAGCACACGCCGGCGCCUAAGCUGCUGGACAACCCGUACUACUUCUGCGAGACCACGGGCGACCACGAGCCCAGCUGGCGCGAGGUGGCCGAGCUCAUCGGCGCGAGCCUGCACCAGGCCGGCAAGAUCGCGGACCCCAAGCCACGGACCGUCGAUUCCAAGCUCUACGGUGACCUCUUUGGCUCGUUCACGGGUGCUGUCAUUGGCCUUAACAGCCGCAGCCGGGCCGUCCGCCUGCGCGAGCUGGGCUGGAAACCAGUGGAAAAGGGAUGGAAGGAGAGUUAUGUCGAGGAUGAGCUGCCCGAGAUCCUCAAGGAGAAAGGGUUUGCGGGUUUUUCUGGGUACAAGGGUACUGUGGCGAGUUAA